Columba livia (rock pigeon) is the source of this 2880-nucleotide messenger RNA. RefSeq names its product ELL associated factor 1 (gene EAF1). The record is from RefSeq and is a predicted model, not a curated record. Lineage: Eukaryota; Metazoa; Chordata; Aves; Columbiformes; Columbidae. Gene Ontology annotation, molecular function: transcription elongation factor activity. Gene Ontology annotation, cellular component: super elongation complex. Gene Ontology annotation, biological process: regulation of DNA-templated transcription; transcription elongation by RNA polymerase II. Bases 82 to 861 code for a protein of 259 amino acids. The transcript is spliced from 6 exons.
GCCCCCGGAAGGGCACCGGGCGGCAGCGCACGGAGGAGAGGAAGGGACCGGGAGGGGAGGGGACGGGACGGGACCGGGGACAUGAACGGCUCGGCGAACUCGCUGCUGGAUAAGGAGGAGCACCCGCUGCAGCUGGGCGAGAGCUUCGAGCGGCGGCCCAAGGCCUCUUUCCACACCAUCCGCUAUGAUUUUAAGCCAGCAUCGAUUGAUACAUCUUGUGAGGGGGACCUCCAAGUGGGUAAAGGAGAUGACGUAACAAUCACUUUGCCACAUAUUCCAGGUUCAACUCCACCAAUGACUGUGUUUAAAGGAAAUAAAAGGCCGUAUCAGAAGGACUGUGUGCUUAUUAUCAAUCAUGACACUGGGGAGUAUGUGCUGGAAAAACUUAGUAGCAGCAUUCAAGUCAAGAAAACAAGAGCAGAGGGCAGCAGUAAGAUCCAAGCCCGAAUAGAACAACAGUCUGCCCGAGCAUCUCAGCCUCCGACACAGUUCAGAGCCCCAACCAAGCCAGCAGCUGGACCUAAAACUUCUCCUUUGAAAGAUAAUCCCUCACCUGAGCCACAGCUGGAUGACAUUAAGAGAGAGCUGAGAGCAGAGGUUGAAAUUAUUGAGCAGAUGAGCAGCAGCAGUGGAAGCAGCUCGUCCAAUUCAGAAAGCUCAUCUGGGAGUGAAGAUGAAAGCUCCAGCAGUGAGGGAGAAGAGCCAGCACAUGUUUCUCCUUCCCAGCCACCACACCAGCAAUAUAACAACAGGAAUGCUGUCCCUAAUGGCACCAGCAGGCCACAAGGAAGCAACCAGCUCAUGAACACACUCCGGAAUGACUUGCAGUUGAGUGAGUCUGGGAGCGACAGUGAUGACUAGAGGCUGAGCUUUUGCUGUUUCUGCCACAUAUACCUGAAGAACCUUGAAGUGAUCCCAUUGCUUAUGAAGAGGAGCUGGCACAGAUAUAGUUCCCUGUGUGGAAUUUUAAUAGGAGAAAUGCAUAGCCCUACAAAAUAGCAGAUGUUGAGGGCUGUUUUACUUUGUGAAUUAAGUGUAUAUUUUGUGUAUAUUCUUAUUCUUUUAAAGCUUUAAAUAGCUAUGUACAGUGGGUAAGCCAAUAUAUGUUCCUGUGUUCCUGUCCAUCAUCUGUAAGUUUAAUGUGUAACUUCAUGAUGCCAUGUAAAAAUUCUCAUUUGUAGAAGUUAUCCAGGCCAUCAUGACUUUAGGGGGGGAAUUUUGUAUAUAGGGUGAGCAUGAGCCAACAAUGAGUUUAAAAAAACAUGCAGGAGCUACUGUGUGCACUGAAGUGAGACUGUCAUAAAUCAAGUUUCAAUGCUAAGUUGAUUUCUUUGAUUUGGGACUUUUCUGAUGUCUUUUUAUCGCUAUUUAUGGUUGAUUUAAUUGACUUUUAAAGAGUUGGAAAAGAGAAAUCAUAAAACCAUGUUCGUUGCAAACCUUGCUGCACCAGUGCCUUAUAAGCAGGUUUUUUAAAGAGAGCUUCAAUUCCUGCCACCUUUCUUAUAGGAAGCAAUACUGAAACCUCUUCAGAUUGCUUUUGCAAAUGGGAGCUGUGUUUCACAUACAGCCAGCUCUACUCUGAGGGCAGUUACGCUAGCGAGAGAAAGGAUAGACGUCAAUGCCUGAACAUAUCCAAAUAACAACCAGAUCAGCAUUUCCUUGUGCAACUGAAGUGUCUCAUUUAACUCAGACAUUCAGGCCUAGUCUUUAGAAAUAUUUAGGAGCCCGAUUACUAGUGAAAUUGCAACGUCACAAAUACAAGAUAUUGGAUUUACUGAAAUUAUAAGGCCAGAGCCCUGUUUGCUGUUUCCUAGAGAAUGCAGAAAGAAGAGAUGACUAAACGAUUGCGAAACAGCAGAAGUCUCUCUCCCACCACAGUUGUCCAGGUAGACUUGAGUUCAUACUGUUUCUUGGACAGGAUCUCUGUGCUUGGCAGGUUUAUGAAGAACAUGAAAUAUUUGCCUAGGGUGAAAUUCACCCCUGUUUAAGGGGGUUUAAAGGGUGCUUAGUUGGAUUAUCAUUAACUUUUUUGCUCACAUGGAAAAUGGGCGCCACAGGCGGCCUCUUAUAGCUUGGACACCAGGCUGACUUUUUAAAAUAAAAAUUUAAAUAAGAUAAAUAUUUAACUGGCAUAGGACAAGUGGCACUGUAGUUGUGUAAUCCAGGGGAAUGGGAAGCUGAAGUGGAUGCCUCUUCAUUCUGAAGUGUCUGCUUUGCACUGCUUUCAUCUGUCACCCAGUUUGUGUUUUAACUCUUGUUUGUUGACUAAGCUCUUUUGGGAUUUUUUAAGGUGUUGAAGAGCAAGGGGACAUUUGAAGGGAGAUUUUGUUAAAUGGUUUAUUUUUUUGCAUUAGAUACAUAUUUAGGCAUAUUUUUGCAUUAUUGUACAUACUUUUAAAAUACUUGGUUUUUUUAAAGCGUUUUAUGAUGGGGUACAUAUUUUAACAUACAAUUAUGAAAUAUACUUGAUGUAAAGCCACAAUUGCUCUCCUUUUUUCUUCUUUUGUUUUUUUCCCUGUUCCUUCUCCAACAGUAAAAGUGCUCUGUUCUAACAAGCUUGUACCAAUUUGGGAUUUUACAUUUUGCUGCAGGAGAUUUGCAUGGUAGUUGGCAGUCUAAUUAAUGCUAAUACUGGUUCUGACUUUUCCCCAGCUUAAGAUUUCAAUAAGCAGAGAAACAUUUCUCUGAUGCCACUUCCCCGCUACUGGAGCUUAUUCCUGAGUUCUGUUGACAUUUUUUGUACUCAAAUGUAAAAGCUGCAGUGCAGCAUUUUUGUUGCUUAUCAUUCACUGGCUGCUCAUGUGUUCUGAAAUCCAGGACAUGUCAUAGGAAGUUUACUGAUGAUGUGUAAAUAAAAUAUAUGAAAUGAGGAUGAGACAA